AUGGGCGGUUAUGCGACGGUCGCUAUACACCGCGGAGACCUAGACGCAGUACUGCAUCUUGUCGCAGGGCGUAGGCAGACAAGGGGCACGGAUAGGAACGACGCAAGCUCGAGGUCCCAUUGUGUGCUUUUGUUGUCUACCAAAGUCCAUCGGGUGACUGCAGGACUUGAUGUACCUAUAGAUGGCCCAAGAAGGAUUAUUGUCGACCUCGCUGGGUCGGAGCGCAUGGGAGACACCGACAGGGAUGCAGAGACCAUUUGGAUCAACGAAAGCCUGGGUUCACUUGGCUCCUUUUUCCGGGACCUGGCGGAGACUGGGAUGACUACAAAGAAACGUGAAAGCGAGUUGACUAUGCUCACUCACUAUUGUAUUUUGGCGUCUGCUCGCCUCUGUGUCAUGGUCACCUGUCGAUUCACCUCUGCCUCUCAAACUGGACACCUUGUGCAGGUCAAAGACUGGGAGAGGAAAACCGAGAGUCUUAACAAGGCAGCGUUUCAUUUUGCUAUCAAUUGCAAGAAAGCAGUGCCACCUCCGCCAACUACAGAUGAGCAGGAUCUGCGGGAUGAAGAGCAAAUUGACGGGAUGGUACCAAGUGAUGACAUCUGGACCCUGCAAGCACGAAUCGAUGCCAUGACCCGGACGAUUGAGGCAAACGCAUCUCAGCUCGAUGAGUACUCCAAAUACUUGCUAAUGUCUAAUUUAGCUCAACACGAUACCGAUGCCCGUCGCGAGGCGGUAAAGCUGGCCAAUGUUUGCGACGAGUUGGCGGCCGCCCGAAAGGCCUUGGAAGCUCAAAAUUUGGCCGAGGCUCAACAUUUCUUUGGGAACACUCAAAUCCAAGAGGCAGUAAACAGGGCACGAGAUCUGCAGCGCGAGCUUGAUGCUAUGAGUGCGGAUUUGACUCUGGCGCAGCACGCAGAAAAUACUAGAUCCAAAGACGCCGAAAAGUUAUUGGUCGAGGCAAGUCUCGCUUGCGGAUGUGAGUUACGAAAAUCGAGGGAAGAGGUCAAGGCCGCCGAGAAAUUGGCUCGUCACGCACAAGCUCAUGUCCAGGAGCUGAAAGUAGCGAAUCAACGUUUUCAAGAAGCGGCCAAGAAAACGCGCCAUCUUCAGCCUGAGUGCAAAUGGAAAGGGGAUAUACAAAAGGUUAUUACCGACGCCCACCGCCAGUCCCAGUUGAAGGCGCGUGUGCACCGCAAGUGA
Molecule: messenger RNA, 1203 nt
Organism: Kockovaella imperatae
Lineage: Eukaryota; Fungi; Basidiomycota; Tremellomycetes; Tremellales; Cuniculitremaceae
Product: P-loop containing nucleoside triphosphate hydrolase protein
Exons: 11
Coding region: 1-1203 (400 amino acids)
Biological process (GO): microtubule-based movement
Cellular component (GO): kinesin complex; microtubule
Molecular function (GO): microtubule motor activity; microtubule binding; ATP hydrolysis activity
Source: RefSeq, a predicted model, not a curated record